Molecule: messenger RNA, 1243 nt
Organism: Pectinophora gossypiella (pink bollworm)
Lineage: Eukaryota; Metazoa; Arthropoda; Insecta; Lepidoptera; Gelechiidae
Gene: aph-1
Product: gamma-secretase subunit Aph-1
Exons: 3
Coding region: 170-892 (240 amino acids)
Biological process (GO): positive regulation of catalytic activity; Notch signaling pathway; Notch receptor processing
Cellular component (GO): endoplasmic reticulum; gamma-secretase complex; membrane
Molecular function (GO): protein-macromolecule adaptor activity
Source: RefSeq, a predicted model, not a curated record
UUCUGCUGUUUAGUGAUUCAUUUUCGUUUUAUUUCUUUAUUUAGAAAACUAACUAUAAAUGAGUUAUAUUAAGUUAAUUUACUAAUAACUAAAAUAUCGCUGCAUUACAGCGGCCUGUUAAUAGCAUAGUUUAAGUAUAGUGUACGUGGAGCAUCGCACAAGAAGUAGGAUGACUCUCGCGGAGUUUUUCAGUUGUUCUCUGCUGGCGUUUGGGGCUCCGCUGAUGAUGUUCGCGUUGACGGUGGCCAACGACCCCGUGCGUAUCAUCAUCAUGAUAGCGGCGGCAUUUGGCUGGUUGUUAUCAUUUCUACUGUCCUCCCUAGUAUGGUACGCCGUAGUGCCUUUACGCUCGUACUUAGCGUUUGGAAUGGUGUUUGCAAUUAUAUUUCAGGAAUUAUUCCGUUAUGGAAUGUACUUGCUUCUAAGGAAGACUGAAGCAGGUCUGAAGGAGAUAUCAGAGAAUCAUGACAUUGGCUCCAACAAGAUGGAGAUGGCUUAUGUCUCAGGACUUGGGUUCGGAAUCAUGAGUGGAGCGUUUGCCCUUGUUAAUGUUUUGGCAGAUUCUGUUGGUCCAGGCACCCUAGGGCUCCACAAUGGCACAGAAUACUUCUUUGUGACAAGUGCAGCCAUGACACUCUGCAUGAUCCUGCUCAACACUUUCUGGAGUGUAAUAUUUUUCAACGGAUUUGACGAAAAGAACUAUCCAAAAAUAAUUUACGUUAUUGCUUCACAUUUCUUUGUUUCCGGUCUCAGCUUACUUAAUGUCAAAGAGUUGUAUGCCGCUACAAUCUUACCUUCGUACAUAGUAUUGGUUGUAACUGGCGUGAUUGCGUUCAAAUGUGCUGGAGGCUCAAGUAAGAGUUUAAUUCAGAGCUUUCAAACAAGGACAUAAGGAUGACAAUCUAUUUAUUCAAAUUAGGCAUAAUUAAAGUCUGAAGUUUAGUUCUUAGACAACAGUUGUUACUAUUUGAAAGAUGCUCAUAGGGAUUUUGUUAGGUUGAAUUGCCAAUACCAAGAAUUUGAAAAAAAAUAGCUUUAUUUUUGUAUGUAUUAUUUAUUACUAUUAGAUAAUCUUAAGUCACUACAUUCCCUUAAGUUACUAUGCUUACCUAAAACGGACGGAUUAUAAUUUUCUUGACAAUUAAUUCUUACUUGUAUUGUACUCACACAAUAAUGUUAGCUCAUUUAUAAUGUAAAGCAAAACUUUUUUACAAAAUAAAAUUAUUCAUUAAACAUACUAAGG